Auanema sp. JU1783 is the source of this 303-nucleotide messenger RNA. Lineage: Eukaryota; Metazoa; Nematoda; Chromadorea; Rhabditida; Rhabditidae. The record is from the annotation of a GenBank genome assembly.
AUGGCUGAUUCUGCUGCUAACGAGGCCCCUGCUUCUGCCCCUGCUGCUGAAUGCCAGGGUACACCAAAGCGCAAUCUUAACACUCAACAACGUCUGUUUGGAGCCGAUGAUGCCAAGCCAACGCCUAAAAGAAACACACCAACUUAUAAGUCAUCCAUCUUCUCUGAAGAAACUCCAGCUUCACCUCAACGAACCCCAAAGAGAACAAUCCCAACUCUUGGUGAGUUUUUAACAUCAAAUUUUCUGUUUGGCAUCAUGCUCAACAAAAACAUUCUCAUUCAACCCAUCAAGCUGAAAUAUUAG